CAGACUGCAGACUGGCUUCUGUCCGAGCUGAAACACUGGAGGGACCGCGGAUCUCUGCUGCUGUGAUGAAGAGGAGGGGGCUGUCCUGUAGCUUCUUCUCUUCAGAACCGGACUUGUGAAGACUUCCCCCUUCUUGUCUCGUCCGAUCUUCAUAAACAGACUAAAGUGUCCUUACAGCUCCAUGAAUCUUCACUGUGAGGACUAAGACACAUCCAGGCUCCUGUAGCUACUUUAUGACCCUGACAGGAUGGGGGGUUCACAGUUGAUGUCCCAGCAUCCCUCUGGGGCGAGGCUGAGCAGAGGGAGUCUUAUCAUAGCUAUACCUCUGAUCUUGUUGUUGCCAUCAGUGAGUGGUCAGCUCAUUGCAACCCCUCUGGACUGUCACAAGACAUGUGUGUGUGCUAGUAACAUUGUCAGCUGCUCCAAGAUGAACCUCACACACGUCCCCCUCCCUCUACCUCGAUACACCUCUGUCCUGGACCUCAGCUUCAACUCCAUCACCAGGCUGCAGGCUGAGUGGACCCCAAUCAAACUUAUGAGGCUGCACAGUCUGCUGCUCAGCAACAAUGGCCUCAACUUCCUCUCAUCGGAGGCAUUUGUUCAUGUGACCAGGCUUCGCUACCUGGACCUCUCCUCUAAUAGCCUCCGUCAGCUAGAUGAGUUCAUAUUUGAGCCACUGGAGUUCCUGGAGGUGCUUCUGCUCUAUAAUAACCGGAUCUCUCAGAUCGACCGCUCGGCUUUCUCAGGCCUCAUCAGCCUGCAGAGGCUCUACCUGAGCCACAACCAGAUCUCCCGCUUCCCCCUGGAGCUGGUGAAGGAGCGCGGGCGACUCGAAACUCUCGGACUCCUUGAUGUGUCCUCUAACCGUAUUAAAUCCCUCCCCCUGCAGGAGCUUCAAGUUCUGCCUGCUUGGAUCAAGAACGGUCUUUACUUCUACAGCAACCCUCUGCCUUGCAGCUGUGAGCUGUAUGACAUGUUAGCCCGGUGGCACCUCAAGGAGCUCAGUUCUGCCACUGACUUCAGGAGCAGCCACACCUGUGUUAUACCAGGAGCGCAGAAGGAGAAAGUGGCCAUUCUGGAUCUAAAUAAGACUUACUUGAACUGCAGUGAGGUCAAAAUCAUGGAUGAGAGCGCAUAUCUGGAACAGUACCUGGUUCUGGACUGUGACACCAGACAGAGGGACAUGAGGAAGAGCUGGGAGCUGCCUGGAAACAUCCCAGUUACUCCAGAAUACAAGACGGCUGUUGUGCGUUCAGAUGGCAGCCUGCAGAUCGGGCCCCUCAUGGUGGAGGACUCAGGGGUCUACACCUGCUUAGCCACCAGCGACUCCUUCAAUGAGACACUGUAUGUAACUGUGGUGGUGUUCAACUCCACCUCAGGCGGUGGACUGGAGAACAUGAAAACUGCCUACACAACCCUCGUAGCUUGCCUGGUGAGCAUAGUUAUGGUUCUAAUCUACCUCUACCUCACUCCCUGCCGGGGCCCCUGCUGUCCGGAUCAAGGUCUGGAGAAAACCGACCCCUCUGAUAGCCUCCAUUCAUCCACUGUCAGCCUCUCUCAGGCUCAUAAGGAGACAGGUCAGCAGGAGAGAGUGGAAGGCAGAGGAUACCCCUACAGACCAGUGCCCUUCCUGCAUCCAAAGGACCUGCUGGAGCAGAACGGGCGGCUGAACCCGAUAGGUGAGGAAGACGAGGAGUGGCAGGGGGACGGCAGGGAGAGGAGGAGGUCUGACGCUGAGUCUGUGAGCUCGGUGUGCUCAGACACUCCCAUGAUGGUGUAGAAAACAGAUGCAUGCUCUGCAGGGUGAGAAAGUGAUGUUUAUGCAUCGAAUGUGUGCAGGAUUCAAAAGUUAGCAUCUUCGAAACAAAGUUCAGGCUUGUGACUCGCUGCAAAAGUAUGGAGUUUUUAAAAAGUAUUUGAACAAUCUUAACAAACAAGUUAAUUUUAAAAACACCGCAAAAGGCAGGAAAAAUAUCUGAAAAUCAUGUGACCUUUAAUAAUUUCAAUUAUUCAGCUUAAACCAUACCUCAAAAAGGUCAUUUAUGCUCUUAUUUUGUAAAAUGCCGGCAUAAAUUUUUUGCUGAGCCUGCAUGACAGUUCUAUAAAAGUGAGAGGUCAAUGCAGGAGCUAGAAAUAAAAAAACUUAAGGUUAUUUUCUAUUUUAAUUUCUAAAGAAAUACCCUGACAAUGACUGCUCAAUAAACAGCAUGCUCUUGGAUACACUUAGAGGUAGCUUUAUUUAAAAGCGGAUCAUUGGUAAGAUGUUGUAGGGUGGAUGCUGCUGCUCGAAAGAUGAAUGAAUUUUUAUGCAGAGCUUGCAAAGCUCAAUAAAUCCUUGCUGCAAUAAGUUUAAUAUUUAUGCUACAUUACAUUCCUUUUUGGAUUUGUAGGCCUUUACAGGAUAUUAUACUACAAGGAUUAUUAUGCAAUUUUAAAAAUGUUAUUUUAAGCUUGAUUUAGAGUGAACACCAGCUAGAUCAAUAUAAUGUGUGUUUUUGCGUUAGUUCAUCUUCUGUUCAAGUGUUUUUAUUGCUGCGUCUACAGUGAAAGUUACAGUAAUAAGACAUUUUGGGUUCAGUUUAGUGAAAAAAGCCAUAUGUUUUAUAAUUUGGUAAAUUUAAUAAUGUUAAAUUUGCUUGAAUUCUCUCUCCAUACCAUCGAUAUUAUGAUGUUAUUCCAGAGAAACCUGACUACAUCCAGUCAGAAUGACCACAUUAGCGUAAACAAUACUGACAUUGAUACCUGGUUGUUUAUAUUAACAAUACUACAAUUAUUGACUUAUUUCAGACAGAUGUCGAUUAUCGUCCAGUAAGUCAUCUCAUAAUCCAGUUCCUCCAGUUGUGUAGAAUAGUUUUCCUGUGGGUGAAGGAUUAAGAUUUUGGUCUCCUGGUUACAACAUUUAUUCUGCUGCUUAUUCUGCUGCUUCUUCUGCUGUUUCAGUUUUAUGGCCUUAUCAUUUUUGUCUGUUCUAUUUAAAAUGUAAACAUCUAUCAUAAGAGAUUUAAUCCUUACACAAACAUUACAUUAAGGUCCACAGAGAUUCUACAGUUUUUGUGCUAAAAAAAGAAAGUAGUAAUAAGAUUAAGCAAAUCUAUAUAUAGAACUAAACUUGUUGCUUGGUUUAAAUGUCCAAGAAUGACCCUGCUGUAUUUAGAUGAUGCAGCUCCAAUGACAAGAUCAGAGUGAGAUUCAAACUGCUGUCUUGUCUGUAGUCCCUGCUACACUGAACAGCCCCGAAGCAUCACCCAGGGGAAACAACAGGGGGCGGGCAUCAUCUAUUUGAAUCCUUAUUGGCAUUAGUGUGCAACCCUGAACUAAUCAGUGAAUGCCAUCCAACAGGCCAGCAGACUCACAUUUAGUCAGAAAUAGCAGCUACACAAGCUGUCUGAUAAAAUAUAAAUAUAGAUGCUGCUUUCAGACACAUCCUAGCAAUUGUAAAGUACCUAAAAUACUUUCAUUUUGAUGUUAAGGCACAUUAAGAUAUAUGUCCGUCGAAAGGCAAGAGAUGGAGUCCAGCUCAAACACAAUUGAUGUUCUAAGGUACAGUGUGUAGAAUUGGGAACAUAGCGACUUCUAACAGUUGGAUUUCAGAUUGUGAUGCUCACCUCUGCUGGUAAUCAUCACAAGUGGAAUUUUAAAAUGCACAUUUGUCAAAAUUUGAUGGCUAUUUUCACUCACUAUAAGAUUCAUGUAACUUGUAUUUUAUGUUAACAUUAUUCACUUCAAUAAAAUGGGCUUAUUUUGCCUUAAAUACCCUUUUCUUGAUUGAAAUCUGCUGCUGUUGCUAAUGAGCUAAUGUUAGCUAGUGUGCUAAUAGUACAACAUCCAUUACAUCACCAAUGUGGCAUUUAUUGAGUGUCCACACUCAAUGCCUGAAUAUUUUUGAGUGUGCCUAUAGUAUACUGAGUAUACUUCUCUAUUUGAACUCACGAAGCGCACUUGUGCACUUAAGUCGUAUUUAGUGUAGACGUGUGUGAUGUGGGAUACAUGCAAUUUGUAAAAACCCAAGAUGGUCCUCCUAUCUAUGAAUAAAAAGAUAAUUCUGCGUUGUUAAAUAUAUAUUUCAUAAUUAAAAUUAAGUAAUUAAACUGUAAUUUAGAAAGUCCUACUUAUAAAUGCUAUGUUCCGCUUCUACCAAGUUAGUUCUGCUCAUUGCUACAAGGUUAAAUAAUUCACACUGCACCUUUAAGCUCCUGUGAGUGUUUUUUCUAUUUGCUUGUUAUGAAACAAACUAUAAAUAAUACUAAAGCUUCUUUUUGACCUCCAAAUGCAAAUGAAACAUUCAGCAGCAGGACUCCCUGUCUCUAUUCUGUAGUUUCUACUGUCUAAAACUGUUUCUGCAGGGUCUGUGUCAGACAAACACAUGAACUGCACACUGCAGAAAGUCUUAGUUUACAUUUUCCAGGGUAAAGCUUCUUGUGUAGUGAGGGCACGUUUAAAGAAGGCAGGAUGGGAUUUACAACAUAGACAGCCACAGGACAUAACCAGCAAACACUGUUUUGUCCACAGUGGGCACCAAAAUUGACACAAACUUAAAGAUCAUCUACUCUGAAUGCAGUUUUUGGUGCUUCUCCGGUAUGUGGUCUCAGCACAAUUGUCUCAACUCUCCUCAGUCUUCUUUAGGAACAUACCUGGUACCUGGUGCCUUUUUUUUUGGUAUCACAUCUGGUGCAGUUCCAAGCAAGCUGAGCUCAUAGUUAAAUGUGACACCAAUACGCUGAUGACCACUGAGUGGUCAGAGAGUCUCCAGGAGUGAGUAGGAUUUCUUACAUAGUAAACAAAUCACUCAUAUUGUUGGCUCUGGUCCCCUGUGGGAUUUUGCAAAUUCUUCUUUUCUUUUCAUUUGUAUUUUGCAUUACUGCUUGCAACCAUAUCUGGAACAAAAUUUGUCUCCUUGCUGCAACAAAAAGCCACAGACUGAGAAUCCGGUACAUUAUUGCCUCGAUAUUCUCCAUUUUUGUUGUGUUGGCCGUCACCACAGCCAUGCUGUGACGGCCCCAUGUUGUUCUAUGAAGGAAUUCCGAGUGCCUGGGAGUGGAAAAGUACAUGGCUAAGAACAAGUACUAGUUUAUAAAUCUAAUGAAGUUAAAGUAAAACAUAUUUAAUUCAGAUUUUACUUUCAGUACCCAGUAGAUACUGAGGAAUUGUACUGUAGAAUUUGAUCUUUCCAUAUUGGCAAUAACAGCUCGACAAUAUGGCUCUCCAACCAGUUUUUCAGGUAAAGUCACACCUUUAUGGUAAAGUCAAAUAAAACAGCUGUUUUAGGAUGUGAUGUGAUGUGGAAUCACUCUCUUGCUAUCAGGGAUGCAGCAUAUUGGAUUUUUUGCAGAUAUACACUGAUAUUUACAAAUUAGUUUUGGCUUACCAGUAUCAAUACUGACAUUUAAAUGAAGUUGAGACCUAAAUUUUAAGUCCUUAAAACACACUUGUAUACUGUGUAAGGAUUGAUGAUGAAUAAAGAUAAACUGUUCAGCUGACAUACCUAGGUCUGUUGGUCCAGCCUAAAACUCCACAAAUGUCUUUGUUCACACAACCAGUAUUUACAGCCGAUAGGCAAAUAUUAGAUGAAAACAUUGGAUGUAAAUAUGUGCAUCAUAUUCCUUUUUAGGCUAACACACGCUGACACCUUUAUCCUCCAGAUAAUAUCAUGCAUCCCUACUUGCUAUGUGCUGCUGUGUAGUCAACAGAGGUGUACUCAAGUAAAAGUGCAUUUACUCUGGUUAAAACUUACUUUAGUGAAAGUAAAAAUACUGAUUUCAAAAUGUACGCAAAAAGCUACCCACUUAUAGUAAUUUGGGUAAAUGUUAUUGGUUACUUUCAUUUCUGAUUAAAACCAGGUAGAAUGAAGCCCAGCUGAGCUGGUACCACAUGUAGAAAUGAACUACUGGCUCUUUAAAUUGUAAAUGAUUGCAAUAGAACAUUUAGUUUAGAGUAACUGGGGAAAAUGAUGACCCAUACUUGUAAAAUAAUAAAUAAAUAUUAAAAUCCCAAUGAUUGAAAUUUUGUAUUACAUGAUUAGUAAAUAGCUUCAUGUUAAACUCAAGAAAACCAGGCUGUACAUCAUGGACAUAUAUGAAGGCAGCUGACAACAGAUGUAGCAAAGUAAAGUGAAUGUAUCUUAAUUUGAAAGGGACUCUUUUAUUCCUUUAAUUUCACAUGGUGCUUUAUCAAGUAUACUCUUAUAUGUAUAAACAGGAAUAAUACUGCUGAAAUGUGACAUUGUGAGUGUGAUCUGAUAGCCUACUUGCAUGUCUUUAUUGUAUUUUAUUGUAUAUAUGUCUGUAUGUUAAUGUGUACAUAUGCCUUUUUCCUGUUAAAGCCAUUUAUAACCAAAGACUGAAACACAUGCUGAGAACUGAUAACCUGCACGUCACGAUCGGUGUUUACAGACAGAGCUGUUUUAUUGUAUGUAAUAUGCUGAGGUUACCUACUGUAUAUCUGUGUUAACACAUAAAACUUGUGUAGCCUAUAUGCAACCCUGUUGAAAGAGUCACUUUUUCAUUACUUCCUGUACAGUCUCAUGUCUACAUUGAUCCUAUGCCUCAUAAACUACUGAA
This is a messenger RNA of Cheilinus undulatus (humphead wrasse), 6557 nucleotides long. RefSeq names its product amphoterin-induced protein 1-like. Gene Ontology annotation, molecular function: protein binding. Gene Ontology annotation, biological process: brain development. Lineage: Eukaryota; Metazoa; Chordata; Actinopteri; Labriformes; Labridae. The coding region runs from base 248 to 1780 and encodes 510 amino acids. The record is from RefSeq and is a predicted model, not a curated record. The transcript has 2 exons.